GCAGGAGGUGAGAGCUUCUGUUAAUCUUUGCAGUUUAACAAGGGUCAGAAAGCGCACGAACAGUGUAGUGUCUGUCACCGGUUACCUCUCUGACGGAGGAUCCAUUGGAUUUCAACGCACGAAUGAAUUAUAAUCUUUGGUUGGCAAAGAAAAUGAAAUUCGGAAGAGCCUCUCGGUUCCUCUCUGCGGUGAUCUUCAUCUUACAAACUGCGGGAACUGAAGCUGGCUGUGAAGGUCAACAUUGUGAGGAUAAAGACACUCUGGAAUCCGCUGCUCAGAAACACACAGAGAAAACUCACAGAUCAUCUUUGAGACGUUUUAAUCAAUUUAACAAACAGGCAGAAGACCGAAAGUUUCGAAGCCAUGAAGCGGUCAUACCGUUCACUGGAAUUACGGACAGUAGCAGGCUGAACAGGAGUUGUUGUCAAAAUGGAGGAACAUGUGUACUUGGCAGUUUCUGCAUUUGCCAUAAACACUUUGUGGGAAGAAGUUGUGAAUAUGAUGAACGCAUUAGAAACUGUGGCUACAUUCCUGAAGGAGCAUGGGUGUCUAAAAAUUGUACAUGGUGUAAGUGCAGCUAUGGGAUUUUGCACUGUAUCAAAGGAUCUCAGGAUGACUGUGAUAUUAAAAGAGAUUUAAAAUAUCUCAGAUAUUACCAGCUAAUUUCAGAUGGAUCUCAGCUGUUACCAAUUAGAUACUUACUGCUGCCUGGGAUACUCACAACGAUUGUGCUACUUGGACUUUUACCUUUGAAUGUAUGGUCUUGCAAACUGGAAAGGCCCUGCAGAACAUUUUAAUUAUGUUCCAGAGAAUUUAUCCACAUCGAUGAAAGGAUGCUGCUAUAAGACUAAUUAUAGUUCAACUUCUAAUGGAACGUUACUAUUCUUUUUCAGAGAACUGCAUCAGUUCUAUUAUGAAAUAGAAUCAUGCAAAGCUACAGGGUACACUUGUGACAGACUUUAAAUGCACGUGUGAUGCAUAAAUGCCAUUCUUUGGCGUGGGUGGAUCUGUAACUGGAACAAAUAUACAGUGGUGUUUUUCAUGUUGUUUUCAUUGAUUAGCAACAGUUAAAGGCAAGGGAGAGUUGCAAUGAUUGAGAUGUGAUAUUGAAUGGAGGGAAUUGUGCAUUGAACAUAUUAAUGGUUUGGUUAAAUAAAUCAAGUCUUUUUUUAGUUUAAUUAUUCAAGGAAACAACUUGUAUACUGUUGAAUGAUAUUUUCAAUAAUAGUUUAAAUAUUGUAUGUAAUUUUUGUUAUAUGAAGUUAUUUCAUAAUAUAAAAUUUUAAUAAAUCUAU
This is a messenger RNA of Amblyraja radiata (thorny skate), 1295 nucleotides long. Its product is annotated as cryptic protein-like. NCBI's taxonomy places the organism in Eukaryota, Metazoa, Chordata, Chondrichthyes, Rajiformes, Rajidae. The transcript is spliced from 6 exons. The record is from RefSeq and is a predicted model, not a curated record. Bases 123 to 797 code for a protein of 224 amino acids.